This is a messenger RNA of Siniperca chuatsi (mandarin fish), 3443 nucleotides long. It is a transcript of the gene yrk, whose product is annotated as Yes-related kinase. The transcript is spliced from 13 exons. NCBI's taxonomy places the organism in Eukaryota, Metazoa, Chordata, Actinopteri, Centrarchiformes, Sinipercidae. The record is from RefSeq and is a predicted model, not a curated record. Gene Ontology annotation, cellular component: extrinsic component of cytoplasmic side of plasma membrane. The coding region runs from base 741 to 2348 and encodes 535 amino acids. Gene Ontology annotation, molecular function: non-membrane spanning protein tyrosine kinase activity; ATP binding; signaling receptor binding. Gene Ontology annotation, biological process: protein phosphorylation; integrin-mediated signaling pathway; cell differentiation.
UUCAAGGUGAAUCCUAAUAGUGUAACAAUACAUUUGUCCUCUUUCUGGAGUUAGAGCUAAAAGUGCAUGACCUGGUCAUUAUCCAUUGAUGUUAACCUUUUGAUGUAAUCCGUUUACAAAGUAAUAAUAAAACAGUGACGUGUCAUCAAUGAGCACGACAAAGAAGACACGGUCUCAUUGUACGCGGAUAUCGCACAUCUUAUUUAGUCUUCCUGUAGUUCACACCAGUGAGUGAAUGUGUCGCAUCUUGCACUUGCACAUCGGUCUGAUAUAAGACAACGUGUCCCUACCUUGGUGUGUUAGGUGUUUAUAUUUGACAUGACAAUAAUUCUUGGGCAUAUAUUUUCCUUAAAUAGGCUGAAAAGCUUUGUUCUAAAUAAAUUCUAAAUUUCUAAAAGGGUGGAUAAGAAUCAUUUUUAUUAAUAUUAUUUCUAUUAAAUAUAAUAGAUUAUUUCAACUGUCACGCGCGCUUUCCUUUGGGGUGGACCUCAUUGCGCGUGAAGUCCGUUCCAAAAGCCUUCCGGAUGAGGCUCGCGCUCACUUCUCACUUGCUCAGCGCAGUAGCGCGAGGCUUUUCUCUGUGCGUCCCGCGAGUCACUAGACACCGCUGACAUCUCGGUUCCCGUGCGACUGACCCCAGGAUUCCCCGGGAUAACGACGUAUUUUGUGUCAGUGGCGAUGGUGAUUGACAGAUGAUCUGACAGAGGAAGACAUCAGACGCUGUCUCCGUGCUGGUUAUUAUGGGGUGUGCCUGUUGCAAGCAGAAGAAGUCCCCCAAAGCAGUAGCAGCAACAUCACCGAUAAAUGUUACAGAUCUGUCUCCUAGCAACGUAGAUGGAGGGUCGUCCACGGCCUUGAGUCAGGGCCGUUACUGUCCCGACCCCACUCAGACCAUCCCAGACUUCAACAAGGGCUUCACAUCCAGCACCAUCUUCCCCAACACCAACACAAACCAGCGGCCUGGAGGCAUAACAUCUUGUGGAGUCACUCUCUUCAUAGCUCUGUACGACUACGAUGCUCGCACUGAAGAUGACCUCACUUUUCAGAAAGGAGAGAAAUUCCAGAUCAUCAACAACACAGAGGGUGACUGGUGGGAGGCUCGCUCUUUGGACACAGGCCACUCAGGUUACAUCCCUUCCAACUACGUAGCUCCUGUCGACUCCAUACAGGCUGAAGAGUGGUAUUUUGGGAAGAUGGGGAGGAAGGAUGCAGAGAGACAGCUGCUGGGUCAUGGCAACCAGAGGGGGACUUUCCUCAUACGAGAGAGUGAGACCACCAAGGGUGCUUACUCUCUGUCUAUCCGUGACUGGGACGACAACAAGGGAGAUCAUGUCAAGCAUUAUAAGAUCCGCAAACUAGACAAUGGUGGUUACUACAUCACCACGAGAUCACAGUUCGACACUGUGCAGCAGCUGGUAGAGCACUACACGGAGAGAGCGGCAGGACUGUGCUGCCGUUUGAUUGGCAGCUGUAAGCGGGGCAUGCCUAAACUGGCUGACUUAUCAGUGAAGACCAAGGAUAUGUGGGAGAUUCCCCGCGAAUCCCUCCAGCUGAUUAAGAAACUGGGCAACGGCCAGUUUGGAGAAGUCUGGAUGGGCAUGUGGAACGGUACCACUAAGGUAGCGGUGAAGACUCUGAAGCCAGGAACCAUGUCCCCUGAGGCCUUCCUGGAGGAGGCUCAGAUCAUGAAGAGACUCCGCCAUGACAAGCUGGUGCAGCUCUAUGCCGUUGUGUCUGAGGAGCCCAUCUACAUUAUCACCGAGUUCAUGAGCCAAGGAAGUUUGUUGGACUUCUUAAAAGAUGGGGAGGGGCAGAGUCUGAAGCUGCCACAGCUGGUGGACAUGGCUGCACAGAUUGCAGCUGGAAUGGCGUACAUCGAGAGGAUGAACUACAUCCAUCGUGACCUGCGAGCAGCUAACAUCCUUGUUGGAGACAAUCUGGUGUGCAAGAUCGCUGACUUUGGCCUGGCUAGGCUCAUUGAGGACAACGAGUACACAGCCAGACAAGGGGCGAAGUUCCCCAUCAAGUGGACGGCUCCAGAAGCUGCACUGUAUGGACGCUUUACCAUCAAGUCAGAUGUCUGGAGCUUCGGCAUCCUACUAACUGAACUCAUCACUAAGGGACGGGUGCCAUACCCAGGCAUGAACAACCGUGAAGUGCUGGAGCAGGUGGAGAGGGGCUACCGGAUGCCCUGUGCCCCGGGCAGCCCCGCCUCGCUCCAUGAACUGAUGCUGCAGUGCUGGAGGCGGGAGGCCGAUGAGAGGCACACUUUUGAGUACCUGCAGUCCUUCCUGGAGGAUUACUUCACCGCCACAGAGCCGCAGUACCAGCCCGGAGAAAACCUGUGACCACACACGUGUAGGACAGAUGUAGCGCAAUAAAUGGACAAAGAGAAAGAGAAUGACAGGCAUGGAUAUAUACAUGCAGUUACACUGAUAGGCAUGUCAUAGUCCAUGUACAUGCUUUCAUGGUGUUUGUUCCACACAUACUGUACAUGCACACACACACACACACACACACAACACACACAACACACACACACACACACACAAACAAACAUUAAGAUACAUAUCAUUUCCUUGUUUAAUUGUUUAAAGACAGUUUCCUCUAUUUGCUCUUUGAUCACUGUAGAUCAGAUCAGUCAACCAUGUUGAAGAGCAGAGUCGGAGCUCUGCUGGUCAGGCCUUGCAGAAAUGUUGCUUUACUCUGUAACCAUGACAACAAGGAACUGAAAGAAGAUGUAGAUGGUUGUGUUGAGGUGGGGGGAAGUCGAGUUGAUAAAUGAUCUGUUCAGCAGCCAUACAUGUUCACGUCCUCUGAUUUCUGUGUCUGAGAAGACCGAUUUAGUAGGCCAACUGUUUACCUGAGAUAAAUAUGUUGAUACAGAAAUAAUAGCAGGUGCAACAGGUUUCAGACAACAGUUGGAAUAUUGUCUUUGAAAAAAUGUCAAAAUGAACCUCAUGAACCUGCGUGGUAACUGAGUAGAUUAUGUACACAGACACAGACACUCCUAUGUAAGAUUUAAUGAGAUGAACUGAUCCAUGCCCAUCACCUGAAAACGGGGAACUGAUUUUAAACUUGCACCAAUACAGUAUGUGCCUUAAAGUGAUCAAAUUAAGGGCUGUUUUAUAUUUAGUGUUAGUAAAGUCCGAGAGGUGGUGAGGAAUGCUCUUUAUUUGUCUGAUCAUUUGUAUGACAAUUUUGUAUGAACUGUCUCUUUUGUUGUUUUAAUUUAACUCAGAUAUAACUGUGCAUCACAAAGACUAUUAUAUCUAGUUAACAUGUAUACAGUUUUCAUCCAUUGGGAGGGCAGGGGAAAAUGUUACACAUAAAGAGGAAAGAUCAAUGUCAUUGGACUUUGUUUUGAAUGUAUGUGUAACCUUUAUAUUGAGAUUCCCCUGUCAUGUUAUUGCAAUAAAGAUCAACUAUCUUUUCCAGGUUAA